This is a messenger RNA of Aspergillus versicolor CBS 583.65, 1452 nucleotides long. RefSeq names its product putative zinc metallopeptidase. The transcript has a single exon. Gene Ontology annotation, molecular function: hydrolase activity, acting on carbon-nitrogen (but not peptide) bonds, in cyclic amidines. Lineage: Eukaryota; Fungi; Ascomycota; Eurotiomycetes; Eurotiales; Aspergillaceae. The record is from RefSeq and is a predicted model, not a curated record. Bases 1 to 1452 code for a protein of 483 amino acids.
AUGUCUUCUCGACCGACGCCCCCGUUGAAGACAAUCCAUGGCGUUAGGCUUGGAGGCACGUCGGCAGGCGACCCAGAGACCACGUGGGACGUCGCUAUAGAAUAUCCCCCCAAUUGCCCGGAAGGAGUGAUCUCGUCCGUUAGUCCAAAUGAUCCUCCUCCGCCCUCUACUUCCUCACCACCUAUCCUUCUCCCAGCCCUCGUCCAUCCUCACGUCCAUAUAGACAAAGCGUUCAUACUUAACACCCCCUCAUACGGCAACUUAUUACCCUCAACCGGCUCAUUCCAAGAAGCCAUCACCUCCACAACCAAAGCAAAAGCAGCCUUUACCCAUGCCGACAUCCUCAAACGUGGUGAGUGGCUACUCGCAGACUCCAUCGCUUCCGGCGUAACAGCUAUUCGCAGCUUCGUCGAAGUCGACCACACUGUGCAACACACUUGCCUCAAUGCCGGGCUGGUCCUUAAGGAAAGAUGGAAAGACGCCUGUGAUAUCCAGCUCGUUUGCUAUGCACAAGACCCCGUCUUCUCAACUUCACACGGAGAGGAGAAUAGACGCCUGAUUGAAGCUGCUCUCCGGGACCACACGCCAGAUAAGCUUGGUGUUCUGGGCACGACGCCAUACGUGGAAUCGAGCAUCGAAGCUUCAAAACAGAACAUCGAGUGGGCUGCUGCCGCGGCCUUACAGAACGACCGGCACCUCGACUUUCAUCUUGACUAUAACCUUGCUCCUCCGGAGGAAGACCCGGAACCGCUCAUCUGGCAUGUCUUGCGUACUCUCCGUCUGCUAGGAUGGACAUCGCAAAAUACAAAUAAACGCGUAAUGUUGGGACACUGUACGCGGCUUUCUCUAUUCAAGGAAGAGCACUGGAUGCGCCUCGCGCGAGAAGUCCACGACAACGAGCUCCCCAUUAGCUUUGUUGGCCUCCCGACUAGCGACCUCUAUAUGGCAACUACGCCCUCUGGUAGUGAUAUCGGAGUAAAGACUAACCCUAGAGGCACGCUACCUGUACCCUCCAUGAUCCGUAAAUUCGCACUCGAUGCAGUGAUUGGUGUGAACAAUGUCGGGAACGCGUUCACGCCCUGGGGCUCUGCAGAUCCAUUGGGUCUUGCCUGUUUAGGUGUGGGUAUUUACCAAGCUGGGACGGUAAGCGACGCGGAGCUAUUAUAUGAAUGCGUGUCUACGCGUGCCCGCGCCGCCAUCGGACUAUCUUCGCCAUCACAAUCUGACUCUGGCGUUUGUUUGAAACAGGGCGACCGUGCAGAUUGUUUGCUGUUGCACGAUGUAGAUGAUACUGGGCUUCUCGAACCUGGCGCGACUCGGGCACGAAAGAGCAUUGCGGAGGUUGUCUGGGAUCCUCCGGUGAGAACGAGUAGAGCGGUUAUUUCUCGGGGCAGCGUGGUGAAGCGCGCACAGUUGGCUGCUUCUGAAACUGUUUUUCGGUUUGUAGUGUAG